Molecule: messenger RNA, 2847 nt
Organism: Tetrapisispora phaffii CBS 4417
Lineage: Eukaryota; Fungi; Ascomycota; Saccharomycetes; Saccharomycetales; Saccharomycetaceae
Gene: ADE3
Product: trifunctional formate-tetrahydrofolate ligase/methenyltetrahydrofolate cyclohydrolase/methylenetetrahydrofolate dehydrogenase ADE3
Exons: 1
Coding region: 1-2847 (948 amino acids)
Biological process (GO): tetrahydrofolate interconversion
Cellular component (GO): cytosol
Molecular function (GO): formate-tetrahydrofolate ligase activity; methylenetetrahydrofolate dehydrogenase (NADP+) activity; methenyltetrahydrofolate cyclohydrolase activity
Source: RefSeq, a predicted model, not a curated record
AUGACUGGUCAGAUUAUUGACGGUAAAAAUAUUGCUGCCGAAGUGCGUGGCGAAAUUAGGGAGCAGAUUACCAAGAUCCAGGGUGAGAAUCCUGCAUUUAAGGCGCUGUUGGCUAUUAUUCAGGUCUCUGACCGUAAGGACUCAUUGACAUAUGUUAGAAUGAAAUUGAAAGCUGCUGAAGAGGUCGGUAUUGCUACGGAGUACUUGCAUUUCAGCGAGAGUACCACGCAGGAGGAAGUGUUGCAGAGCAUCGAUCGUUUGAACGAAGAUCCAGAGGUUAAUGGUAUUAUUAUCCAACUGCCAUUGCCAAAGGGAUUCGAUGAAGAUUUGUUCACAUCUAGGGUCAAGCCAGAAAAGGAUGUUGACGGUUUUGGCAAUUAUAAUAUAGGGGAAUUGAACAAGAGAAAUGGGAAUCCAUAUUUCUUGCCUUGUACUCCAAAGGGGAUCAUCGAGUUGUUGAAGAGAUCUAAUGUAAACAUCUCGGGGACAAAGUCUUUGGUUAUAGGUAGAUCUGACAUCGUCGGCUCUCCUAUUGCUGCACUAUUGAAGGCUGAAGAUUCUACAGUGACCAUUGCCCACUCAAAGACAAAAGAUAUUCAACAAUGUUUUAAGGAUGUUGGGAUAGUCGUUGUGGCAAUUGGUAGACCAGAAUUUGUAAAAGGUGAAUGGUUCAAGGACGCAAGUCCUGAUUGUGUUGUUAUCGAUGUCGGUACCAAUUUUGUAGACGACUCUACUAAGAAAGUAGGAUUUAGAUAUGUCGGAGACGUUGAAUUUCACGAGUCGAUAAAACACGUCAAAUUGAUUACUCCAGUCCCAGGCGGUGUUGGUCCAAUGACUGUCGCAAUGUUAUUACAAAACACUUUAUUAUCAGCGCAAAGAGUUGAAAAAUUGAAUGGUAAAUUAAGACCAUUUAAAGCAUUACCUUUGCAAAAAGUUAAACCUGUUCCUUCUGAUAUUGAAAUUUCAAAAAACCAAAAACCAAAGAAAAUUAUAGAUGUUGCCUAUGAAGCUGGUAUUUUACCUUCUGAAUUAGAACCUUACGGCUCAACAAAAGCUAAGGUUAGUUUAAAGAUUUUAGAUCGUUUAAAGGAUAAAGAGAAUGGUAAAUAUAUUUUAGUCACUGGUAUAACACCUACUCCAUUAGGUGAAGGUAAAUCUACCACUACAGUAGGCUUGGCACAGGCGUUGGGUGCCCAUUUGAAUAAAACUGUCUUUGCUAAUGUUCGUCAACCAUCUAUGGGUCCAACCUUUGGUAUCAAAGGUGGCGCAGCUGGUGGUGGUUAUUCACAAGUCAUUCCAAUGGAUGAUUUCAAUUUACAUGUUACUGGUGAUAUCCACGCUAUUUCAAUGGCUAAUAACUUGUUAGCCGCUGCAAUUGAUACAAGAAUGUUCCAUGAGUCCACUCAAAAAGAUGGUCCUCUUUAUAAGCGCUUAGUACCAGCCAAAAAUGGUGUCAGAACUUUCACCCCUACUAUGCUAAGAAGAUUGAAGAAAUUGGGUAUUGAUAAGACCAAUCCGGAUGACUUAACAGAGGAAGAAAUAACUAAUUUUGCCAGAUUAAAUAUAGAUCCAGAAACAAUUACUUGGAGAAGAGUUGUCGAUUGUAAUGACAGAUUCUUAAGAGGAAUUACAGUCGGUGAAGCUCCUACUGAACGUGGCUUUACUAGAAAGACUGGGUUUGAUAUUUCUGUUGCUUCCGAAUGUAUGGCAAUUUUGGCAUUAUCUGAUUCCUUAUCGGAUAUGAGAGAGCGUUUAGGCAGGAUUGUUAUCGGUACUUCUAAAGCUGGUGUUCCAAUCACAUGUGAAGAUAUAGGAUGUGCUGGUGCCAUGACUGCUUUACUAAAAGAUGCAAUUAAACCAAAUAUUAUGCAAACUUUAGAAGGUACUCCUGUUUUUGUUCAUGCUGGUCCAUUUGCUAAUAUCUCGAUUGGUGCUAAUUCUGUAUUAUCUGAUAAAAUGGCCUUGAAAUUAGCUGGUGUAGAUCCAUCAUUACCACAGAAGACAAAGAAUGAAAAGUAUGGCUAUGUCAUUACAGAAGCUGGUUUUGAUUUAACAAUGGGUGGUGAAAGAUUUUUGAAUAUUAAAUGCAGAGCUUCUGGUCUAGUUCCUGAUGUUGUUAUUAUUGUAGCAACUGUUAGAGCAUUGAAGGUUCACGGUGGCGGUCCUGAAGUGAGGGCUGGUGCUCCAUUACCAAGUGAAUAUUUAAACGAAGAUACCGAAUUGUUAAGAAAAGGUUGUGCUAAUUUAGCUCAACAUAUUGAAAAUGCUAGACAGUACAAUUUACCAGUAGUCGUUGCAAUUAACAAAAUGUCUUCUGACACUGAUGCGGAGCAUGAAGUUAUCAGAGAAGAAUCUAUUAAGGCUGGCGCAGUUGAUGCCAUUGUUUCCAACCACUGGGAAGAAGGUGGUGAAGGUGCAAUUGAUCUAGCAAGAGGUGUUAUAAAGGCCACAGAAGAAACCAGCAACAAAGAUUUUGAAUUUUUAUACGCUACUGACGGUUUAUCAGUCGAGGAUAAAAUAACGACGAUCGCUCAAAAGAUGUAUGGUGCUAAGGAUGUUGAGUUUACAGACGUUGCACAAAAGAAGAUUGAUCUUUAUUCCAAACUUGGUUUCGGCAAUUUACCAAUCUGCAUUGCUAAAACUCAAUAUUCUUUAUCUCAUGAUGCUAACUUAAAGGGUGUUCCAAAAGACUUUACAUUUCCAAUUAGAGAUGUAAGAGCAUCAAUUGGUGCAGGUUAUCUAUACGCUUUGGCUGCUGAAAUUCAAACCAUCCCAGGUUUACCAACCCACUGUGGUUUCAUGAAUAUAGAAGUCAAUGAAGAUGGUGAAAUUGACGGCAUGUUUUAA